Protobothrops mucrosquamatus (brown spotted pit viper) is the source of this 901-nucleotide messenger RNA. RefSeq names its product HAUS augmin-like complex subunit 2. Gene Ontology annotation, cellular component: centrosome; mitotic spindle microtubule; HAUS complex. Bases 1 to 621 code for a protein of 206 amino acids. Lineage: Eukaryota; Metazoa; Chordata; Lepidosauria; Squamata; Viperidae. Gene Ontology annotation, biological process: microtubule nucleation; spindle assembly; centrosome cycle. The transcript is spliced from 6 exons. The record is from RefSeq and is a predicted model, not a curated record.
AUGACAAACUUCGGCACGUCUGCGUGUCUACAGGAAUUUGGUUUGUCUUUUUCUUUUCUUCUGCAGGGGACCCUAGAUAUAUGUAGAAAACCAUCUGCUUGUUUUACUUAUUUCUCAGAAGCAGAACAAAUUGCUGAUCUCCAAGCUGAAGUCAGCCGGAUUAAUUUGGAGACUGAAGCCCUGCAAAUGGAAAAAGAUACAGCAGAUAUUACUCAUCCAUUUUAUCUUACUCAGAAGUGCCAGGCUUUGCAAGCGAUGAACAGGCACCUGGAUGCAGUGCUAAAGAGCAAAAGAGCUCUGAGGCAAAGGCUGGUUAAACCACUGUGUCGAGAAAGUCUGCCUAUAGAAGCUGCCUUCCAUAGAGAUGUGGUACAAUUGCUGGCACUGGCAGUAGCUUUUAUUGAAAAAUUAGAAUCCCACUUUCUUACUGUAAGAAGAAUCCCUCAAAUACCUGAAAACAUUAGAAAUAUGAGUAGUGCAUUAGCAAAGAUGGACUUAUUGGUAACAGAGAUCGAAGAACUGGCAGAACAAAUCUUGGAGUGGAGAGAGAAACAAAAAGGAAUCUUUGAAAAUACACAACUGAUUGCUGGAUUAGAUUGUUCUUUCAAAAGCAUACGAUAAUACAUUUAUUUUUCUCUUUUCCUAUUCCAAGGCUAACAAUUUUUUAAUAAAAUACACAUGCAUUUUAUUUUUGUUUUCAGAUGUAUAACUAUUUGCAUCAUGAUUCUGAAAUGAAUAUUUAUAUAUGGAAAUAGUGUUGUAUGGAAACUGGUGACAGAUAUUAAAUUACUGAGAAUUUCUCUUAAGUGCCUGAGGGAUGUUUUAAGGAAAGGUUGUAAUAACACUGUCUUAAAUAACAUCUCUUUUAGGUAUAUAUGUGUUAUUUUUAGCAAGCAAAUAA